Messenger RNA from Lottia gigantea (owl limpet), 624 nucleotides. RefSeq lists its product as hypothetical. The coding region runs from base 1 to 624 and encodes 207 amino acids. Lineage: Eukaryota; Metazoa; Mollusca; Gastropoda; Lottiidae. The record is from RefSeq and is a predicted model, not a curated record. The transcript has a single exon.
AUGUCAGGUUCUAGUGAUGAUGAUAUAUUUAUUACCCAAACAAAGACUUGUGAAAUGGAUGAUUAUAAUUUAGAAACGGAUACUGUUCUUAGUGAUGCUCUGAAUUUGGAGGAAAAUUAUGUAAAAGAAGCCAUACAGUUACCAAACUUUGAUUUGAAGUACUCUGAUAUAAGCGAUGUUGAAACACCAAAUUUACCAGAAAAUGCCAAGACUUCACUAAGUAUUAAAACUGAAAAUAAAACUAGAUGGGCAGUUAAUUUGUUUAGUAUGUGGAAGAAACACAGAAACAAUAAUAACUCUGAAGAAAAAGGUUUAUUUAAUCUUUCCAGUCAAGAAUUGAAUGAGGCACUUUCCUUUUUUAUAGCUGAAGUGCGUAAGGAAUCCGGUGAUAAUUAUAAACCAAAUACUUUGUAUGAGAUUAUUAUAUCUAUACAGGACUACCUUCGUCAGAAUGGACGUUUAAUAGCCUAUAUGGAUGAUCAAGAAUAUCAGGGUUCAAGAAGUGUUCUGAACAGUAAAAUGAAGGAGUUGUCGAGACUUGGACUGGGUAUUAAUACCAAGAAGUCAGAAGUUAUUACAAUAGAACAAGAAGAGAUUUUAUGGAGUAAAGGCUUGUUAGGUUAA